Molecule: messenger RNA, 2942 nt
Organism: Odocoileus virginianus texanus
Lineage: Eukaryota; Metazoa; Chordata; Mammalia; Artiodactyla; Cervidae
Source: RefSeq, a predicted model, not a curated record
AUGGCGACGGAAGCGGAGGCGGCGGCGAGAGGUGAGGUUGCGGGCGGGGGGCUCCGGCUGCUGGAGCGGCGGGUGCGCGAGGCCAGGUGGGCGCACUUUGCCGGGGGCUCUCCUCCGACCCUGCAUCACCUCGGCGGGCUCGGGGGCCGAGGUCGUCCCUUGCGGCACAGGUGCGGCUCGGCGCCCCGAGCAUCCUCGCCCGGAGCGGGGGGUAAAGUAUUGAUGGAAGGGAACCAGUGCAUUGCUUCUGUGGUUUCCAGUCAUCUAAGCCCCUGGACUAAACCAAUAUCCUUCAGCCCACAUGUGACAGAGUUGCCAAGAAAACAAAGACGGAGUGAUUCAGACCCAUCGCAAGAAGCUCACAGCCAAACUGAAAAGCGGAGGAGAGAUAAAAUGAACAACCUGAUUGGAAAACUGUCUACGAUGAUCCCUCAGUGCAGUCCCAUGGCCCGGAAACUGGAUAAACUGACAGUUUUAAGAAUGGCUGUUCAACACUUGAGAUCUUUAAAAGGUAUGACAAGUUCUUACGCAGGAAAUAAUGACAGACCUUCAUUCAUUCACGAUAAUGAGCUCAGACACUUAAUUCUUAAGACUGCAGAAGGCUUCCUAUUUGUGGUUGGAUGUGAAAGAGGAAAAAUUCUCUUCGUUUCUAAAUCGGUCUCCAAAAUACUUAAUUAUGAUCAGGCUAGUUUGAUUGGACAAAGCUUAUUUGACUUCUUACAUCCAAAAGAUGUUUCCAAAGUAAAGGAACAACUUUCUUCCUCUGAUAUUUCACCCAGAGAGAAGCUAAUAGACGCCAAAGCUGCUUUGCAAGUUCACAGUAAUUUCCACACAAGUAAGAAUCGUGUGUAUUCUGGCUCAAGACGAUCUUUUUUCUGUCGAAUCAAGAGUUGCAAAAUCUCUGUCAAAGAAGAGCAUGAAUACUUACCCAACUCAAAGAAGAAAGAUCACAGAAAAUUCUGUACUAUCCACUGCACUGGUUACUUGAGAAGCUGGCCUCCAAAUAUUGCUGGAAUGGAAGAAGAAAGGGACAAUAAGAAAGACAGGAGUAAUUUCACCUGCCUUGUUGCUGUUGGAAGACUACGUCCACAUAUUGUCCCACAGAACAGCGGCGAGAUUAAAGUGAAACCAGCUGAGUUUAUUACCCGUUUUGCAGUUAAUGGAAAAUUUGUCUAUGUUGAUCAAAGGGCAACAGCAAUUUUAGGAUAUCUGCCUCAGGAACUCUUGGGAACUUCUUGUUAUGAAUAUUUUCAUCAGGAUGACCAUAGUAGUUUGACUGACAAGCACAAAGCAGUUCUACAGAGUAAAGAGAAAAUAUUUACAGAUUCGUACAAAUUCAGAGCGAAAGAUGGGUCUUUUGUAACUUUAAAAAGCCAGUGGUUUAGUUUCACAAAUCCUUGGACCAAAGAACUGGAAUAUAUUGUGUCUGUCAACACUUUAGUUUUGGGACAUAAUGAUGCUGGAGAAACAUCAUUGCUUCCUUGCAGCUCUCAGUCAUCAGAAGGAUCCUCUAGACAGUCUUUUAUUAGUGUGCCUGGAACGUCUACAGAAAUAUUAAUUGGUGCUGGUAGUAUUGGAACAGCUGUUGCAAGUGAACUUCUGGACUUCCAAAGGUUACAGUCAUCUUCAUCCCUUGAUUCAAGUCCAAUAGAUUUAUUGAAAGAUACACAUACUCUAAACUGCAGGAAUAUGUCAAAUAAGGAGUUGAUUACCCUAAGUCCAUCUGAAAUAGGGGAACGAGAGGCUACAAAGCAAAACCAAAGUGUUGUUCCUCCCCUCAGUCAUGAACCACUCCUCGGAGAGGGAGUCCAGCUGGACUUUGAAGCCCUCUGUGACAAUGAUGACACAGCCAUGGCUGCCUUCAUGAAUUACUUAGAAGCAGAGAGGGGCCUGGGAGACCCUGGGGACUUCAGUGACUUCCACUGGACACUCUAGCAUUUGAUUUUUAACUCUAAACAUGAGAAAAGUCUUGAAGCAUUUCACUUACAAAAGACUAUAUAGUCUUUGUAUCCUUUGUAUACUGUUUUUAAUCUUUUAUUCCUAUUAAUGGUCUGCCAGUUUUUAUAGAUUUGCUCCUGACUUUAAUAGGGGUUUGGGGAAAUGUGAUGUUUCCCUUCAGAGUCGCAGAAUUUUCUAUAGACUGCUUUAGUCAGUGACAUGCCUUCAAACCCACUAGUUGCUAUAUUUUUGUUAAAGUCUUUUUAACCAAGAAUACCACAUGUAUCUUGUUUUGGUUUUAUUUUUAUUUUAUGGUGCAGUUGUUUUUAGUUUGGGGAGUUUAAUGUGUGGACAUUUUCCUUGUGUCUGAGAUUCAUUUAUAAUUGACUUAGAAGAUUUGUGUAAUUUGGAACAUUUCCAUUCCUAAUAUAUUUCCUUCACUGAGGACAGGACUUAUCCACUUAAAAAAAAUAGUGAGUACUUGAACAUUUAAAGGGAUAGUGCAAUUUGUAAUUGUGAUCACAAUGAAUACUGUAUUCAGUCUUUGUGGGCUUGGGCAAGUACAGAACCACAAUAGUUAUGCUCAGUUGAGCACUUUGAGAUAGAUUUUAAGUGAGAUGAUUUCUUAUUUAAAACUCAAAAAAAAGGAAAAGCUGAGAAAGUUUCGACUUUGCUUACAGAAAAGGAAAGAUCUUGGGCCCUCGAGCUGGGUGAUUAGCCUUUGCCUUAAUACUCAAGAGUAUUAAGAUUUACUCUUAAUAGAACCACUCAAGAUUUUUAUUACAGAUAGGAUAGAUUUAUGAUGCUGAAAAGGUAUUUAGCAACAGAUUAGUCUUAGUGGAAGAAGUGGGUCCAGGCUAAUUCAAUGUCUUGAAUGGUAAUGUCACAAUUAAGUUUCUAUGUCUUUUAAUGUUUAAUGUGUAUAAACCAGUUUCUUUAUACACAUUUGGGAAAACAAUAGUCUCAGUAGUGAAAUGAUUAGUUAAGUGACCUAGGAACUAGUU